AUGUCUUCCUCUAUCGCUACCUCGACCGCGUCACCGUCGCUGCAACCCGUGACGGCCCUAUCUCCGUCUGGGGCGCCUACGGAUAUGAUGAAUCCAACGCUGCAUGACUCGGUGCACUUGUCUGAAGAGCUCCAGCCACUUGAGACUGCAGGUACGGCCAGGGCUGCGGGGCGCGAGAACACUGGUAGGAAUUCGGACCCGCACGACCCCGUCGCUCGUGACGCCGGGGAAGGCGACCCAGCUGAGGCUGCUUGGCUCAGCGCCGCCACUGCUCCCAAGUGGAAAGAGAUGAGUCGACGCCCUGUCAGCAGCCAAUCAGAGCUCAACAUUCUGUCGCUGCUGAAACGACCCGCUGUCAAGUGCAGUGCCCACGCCAACGCCUCCUACGUACGCAUAAGUCAUGCGACGUGGAGGACAAGCAUCAAGAGAAUCAGUCAAGGUCACGCUCUGCAGGCCCACACGCGCCAACUUGGCCAAGCUGAUGGAGCUGGCUUCGGACGAAGCAACGACGCGCUCCCGUACCCCAAACGCAUCGGCACGACAACGUUUUGGAUUGACACGAGCGACGCCUUGAUGUCGCAAACGAACGACAAGAUCAUCAAGAGCCUUUUCGAGGACAACAAAGACGCUCCCUGGGCCCACCUCAUGCAAGACUUCGUGCAAGUAAACAAGGCACGUGGUGGAGAUGUUGUGGUCACCGUCACCUACGAGGCGACUCAGAUUGGCAUGUUCGGGCAGUCCAUCCGGUUCCUCGGCAAGGAGUUCUCUGUGGUGGAUUCCUCCACGACGGGGAAUCGGAACCCGUCCCAACGGCAACAUGCCGACCUACACGACCUGUACUACAUGGACAUUGUAGGUACGCGCUUCAACUUUGAUGCGCGAGCCGUCCUCAACGCCCUGCGUCGCUUGAAGACUAAUCCAGUCUUCAUCAGUUACAAACUUGCGUACUCGUCUUCGACACAAAAGUCCAAUACACAUCCCAAUAUUUGGCGGGUGUAUUUUAACACGCCCUCUCAGCCAGCGGCCCUGCUGGUGAAGGGACACCCGGUAGACCAAAUCAUGAUGCACGGGGUGCAUUACGGCGUGUUCGUCAAAGAUUACCAACUUGCACCGAGUCGCAAUGUGACAACUCCUGUACCACCACAUGAGGGGCACAGUUGCGUCCCCAUUACAGACAUCCCGAUCACAACGGACAUACCCAUGGAGGAGGAAAUUGCCCAGGUAGACCUGGACGCACCUAACGUGCAAGCGUCCACAGAAGUUUUCCAAUCAAGCAUGGAGGUCGAAGACUUUGAGAAACCUCGCAAGCCUCUGAAACGGACAUGCGAAGAGAAGGGGGACUCCAAAUUGAUUUGGGUCACCGAUAACAUGGCAUCGCGGCUGUCCAAAACCACACCAACGCAAACCAUACGACACCACACACACGACCUAACCGAACGCAUCUUUCUCAACCAUCUCCUCGACUUCACAACCAACUCCCCCCUUCCCCACCGCGACGAGCACAUCAACCAAGCCGUCGGGCAACGAAUCCUUGUUGGUCAACUUCUGGCACGACAUACAGUUGUGGCGCUCCAAGAAACCAAACUCCGAGACAAAUUCCAGUUCGAGAAGGUCCGAUUCCAUCUGGACCAUGCCCUCGGGAUCAACAACUACUUUCUCGCAACGAAUGAUCACCGUAGCGACUCCGUCGACCCUGAGGAGCGACGUAGUAGUGGUGUCAUGGUCCUCUUUCAAAAGGAAGUUCCGGGUUUCACCCAACUUCGCCAUCUUUCCGACCAGGAUAUUCGGGACAAAUACAUGCACUUUGAUGUGUACUUUCACAACGUAUAUGCACCCGUCUCCAACGACACCCGGGAGGAAUUCUUUGAAGAGUUGCCACGGGACUUCCCUCCCACAGCGAUUCAUAUUGUGAUGGGAUAUUUCAAUGUCCCCCAAGAUCGAGAAUUAGACUCGCUGGGCGACGUAGUUACACAUCAUUCUGGACGGCGUGAAUGCAUGACAUGGCUGCAACACCUUGGGGUCAUUGACGCGUGGCGACUUCAUCACCCACACGAUCAAGUGUUUUCCUCGCCCAAAGCCAAGCACCGAUUAGACUACAUCUUUGCGGAUACAUCUCUCGUACAGGAAGCCUACCUCAAGUCCUCCUACUUUGAGUGUCCCGAUCCGACGGAUCACCUUUGUCACUCGGUCACGUUGCUCCCCAGUGGGCUGGCUCGUUCUCGUUCCUCCUGGAAACUCCCCAAAGAACUUUUGGUUAUUCUGGAGGUCCAAAGUGUGAUCCGCGAGGAAGCUCGAGCCCUACUGGUACAACUCGACAAUGCCACAAACAUUGGUGUAUUAUGGGCUGGCUGGAAGAAACGCAUUCGACGCUUCCUACGGCAGAUGGGUAAAGACGCUCAGCUUUCUCCUGCUGAAAAAGGCGCAAUUUUGGCCUUCUGCAAGGCCGGAUGCUCCAACCGGGCCAUCGCAGGCGAGCUUGGAAGGUCGAAGGAUGUUGUGAGAUGCUAUUUAUGCGACCCAGAGGCCUACGGCACGAGAUACAACGGCAUGAAGCCGAAAAUUCUCGUUGGCAGUGCGUGCCGACUUAUGCUCCGGGAAGCCUCCAAGGUUGGAUCGUCCGCGCGACUGCUCAAGGCCACCCUGAAUUUGGACGCCUCACUCCGGACAUGCCAACGACGCCUGCAACAAAGUCCAAUUCUCAUCUACGAGAAGCGGAAGCACAUACCCAACAUCCAAGCCAAGCACAAGAUCGCGCGGGUGGAGUAUGCCAAGCGACACCUCCGUGAGUCAACCAAAUGGACGAGCUUGGAAGAGGCCUACGGCACGAGAUACAACGGCAAGAAGCCGAAAAUUCUCGUUGGCAGUGCGUGCCGACUUAUGCUCCGGGAAGCCUCCAAGGUUGGAUCGUCCGCGCGACUGCUCAAGACCACCCUGAAUUUCGACGCCUCACUCCGGACAUGCCAACGACGCCUGCAACAAAGUCCAAUUCUCAACUACGAGAAGCGGAAGCACAUGCCCAACCUCCAAGCCAAGCACAAGAUCGCGCGGGUGGAGUAUGCCAAGCGACACCUCCGUGAGUCAACCAAUUGGACUGAAAUCAUCUGGUCCGACGAGAAGAAGUCUAAUCUCGGUGGACCGGAUGGGUUUCAGUCCUAUUGGCUUGACUUACGGAAGGAGCCUGACACCUUUUUGACGCGCCAAAAGGGUGGUGGUGGCGUCAUGGUCUGGGGCGCUUUUUCGUCGAAAGGUUUGUCAGAGUUGGCCUUCUUGGAGGGCAACCAAAAGGCUGACGACUACGUCGAAACAUUGGAGAACUAUUUGCUCCCCUUUGGCCAUUGCCACUAUGGCCCCAGAUUUACGUUUAUGCAAGAUGGGGCGUCAAUCCAUCGGGCGAAGACCACAAUGGCCUGGUUUGCGGAGAAUGGGGUGGACAUUUUUGACCACCCUUCCCUUUCUCCCGACCUAAAUCCAAUUGAAAACUUGUGGGGGGUCCUAGCACGUUCGGUUUAUGCGAACGGACGUCAAUUUAUGACACUGCAUGACCUCGUCGAGGCCAUCAAGCGUGCAUGGUCUGGCUUGAGUCAAACUUAUCUCGACAAGUUGAUUCGAUCGAUGCAAGACCGUUUUGUUGACGUUGCACGCAGUUCGGCUGUCUCCGUGUUGUUUAAAGGAGAAGAUCGACGCAACACGGGCAACUAUCGCCCCAUUUCGCUGAUUCCUGUCGAGGUGAAAGCCCUGACUCGAGCACUAGCAUACCGAGUCAAUUCGCUGCUCCCCCUACUGAUCUAUCCCAUACAGAAUGGAGCUGUGAAAGGACGUCGCAUCCACGGCCAUGUGUUGUUUCUCCGGGACCUUCAACACAAACACACGCUCGAUGGCGAGGAAGGCUACGCUAUGUUUCUCGAUUUUGAAAAGGCGUACGACCGCAUCAACUGGGACUUCAUGUUUGAUACUCUGGAGCCCUUUAACUUUGGUCCUCGCUUCCUGCAGUGGCUUCGGCUUCUCCACAACCACCCAGUGGUCCACCUCGUCAUUAGUGGCACGCUCAGCCAAGCCAUUUUUCAAUCGCGAGGUGUGAAACAGGGGGACCCAUUGUCCUCCCUUCUCUUCGUCCUGUCCAUGGAACCGUUAAGCCAACUCCUCCGUGACCAUGAGGAACUUGACAUUACCUUUUCGGAGACUCAACUAGCCACAGUACUACUGUUUGCAGACGACACAACCAUAUUAGCGUCGUCCAUGGAGAACGUCGAGCGUCAGCUUGACCUUGUGAACGAGUUUUGCUCAUACACUGGAGCUCGACUCAACCGCAACAAGUGCAAAAGCUCCAAAGGACAACUCAACCUCAUUUCCGACACGUACUAUGCCUCCUUCAUUACAUGGGGAUGCCGAGUACGCGCCCUUAAGGGUCGGCGUCUCAUUGCUAACCCCAUGAUACUAUCCAAACUGUGGCAAUACGCAGCAGUUCUACCAUUACCAUCGGACCUGACUAAACAAUGGCAGACGAUGUUGACCAAGUACAUUCUGGACCGACGCGGCUACGCGUUCCUCAUAUUCCAUCACAACUCCGACCUCAAUGUGUUCGACGCUUACAACUACUUGUGCUAUCGGAUUCAGAGGAUGUCGGAAUGUGGUCCAUCCUCCCGAAGGAGCUUUGGCAGCGGUGCACCAGGCCAUUCCAUCGCCCGCGUCGAUGGGAUGCUCUGUUCUGUGCCCCAAACAUUAGAACAGCGCUGCUCAAUCUUUCUGUACUGCCAUCAUUUUGGCUGCACGUGUGGGCCGAGUGGGGAAAUGUUCCAAUGA
Messenger RNA from Aphanomyces astaci, 4800 nucleotides. RefSeq lists its product as hypothetical. The transcript is spliced from 13 exons. Gene Ontology annotation, molecular function: nucleic acid binding. Lineage: Eukaryota; Oomycota; Saprolegniomycetes; Saprolegniales; Verrucalvaceae. The record is from RefSeq and is a predicted model, not a curated record. The coding region runs from base 1 to 4800 and encodes 1599 amino acids.